Pieris macdunnoughi is the source of this 747-nucleotide messenger RNA. The record is from the annotation of a GenBank genome assembly. Lineage: Eukaryota; Metazoa; Arthropoda; Insecta; Lepidoptera; Pieridae.
AUGAGCAGCGCCUCUAUGGCGGCUUGCUUCAACUACGAAAAUUCGCCGAAACAAACAAAUAAAGGCGACAAGAAGGAUAAUAAUCUGAAUAUUAUGGACGCUGUAGCAAUGCACCGACCGCAGUCUGCAUCAUCACGUCAAGAUGAAGAGCUAAUGCAGAAGAGUACAAGAGCUCUUUCCUCAACUACUGACCCUCUAGAGAAGUUGCGUCUGAUGUGCCUGUCACGUGGUGCUGUCGGCAUUCUAGGCUUGGGAAGAGUAUUCCGUCGUAUGGACGAUGAUGGCAGCAAGCAGUUGAAUAAAGAUGAAUUUAUCAACGGUAUCAGAAAGUCGGGUGUUGAAUUAUCAAACGAGGAUGCAGAGGAAUUAUUUGAGCGAUUCGAUACGGACAAGAGUGGUUCUGUCAGCUUGGACGAGUUUCUUAUGAAAAUAAGGCCGCCGAUGUCAGAAUCCCGCCGAGCUAUAAUUGAGCAAGCAUUUAAGAAACUGGACAAGUCUGGUGACGGAUUGAUCACUGUUGCCGAUAUUCGCAAUGUUUAUUCUGUCAAUUCACAUCCAAGAUAUAUGAGCGGGGAAGAGACAGCUGAUCAAGUUUUGACCAAGUUCCUCGGUAAUUUUGAAACUGAAGGCACCGCGGAUGGCAGAGUAACGCUUGAAGAGUUUAUGAACUACUACAGUGCUAUCGGCGUCUCUAUUGAUAACGAUUGCUAUUUUGACCUCAUGAUGCGUCAAGCUUACAAGUUGUAA